Messenger RNA from Hylaeus volcanicus, 8476 nucleotides. RefSeq lists its product as uncharacterized. The record is from RefSeq and is a predicted model, not a curated record. The transcript has 8 exons. NCBI's taxonomy places the organism in Eukaryota, Metazoa, Arthropoda, Insecta, Hymenoptera, Colletidae. Bases 896 to 4906 code for a protein of 1336 amino acids.
AAACGCAAGUGAGUAUGGAUACAUUUUGCGUUUGAUUAAAUUAGUCAUCGAGCUACAAGAUUAGUUUUGCCUUUCCUGUAAACUAGUCGAGUCGAUUUUCAACCACUCGAUCUACGAUCGAGGACAAGAUUUUUUUUAUUGUAUUACAUUUUCGAGUAGAAUAGAAAGCUGCAAUGGUUUAAAGAAUGCAACUUUAAUUACGUUGAAAAUUACGUUCUCUUCAAUUCUUGAAGAAUUGAGAUAAAGAUAAUUAUAGUAAGUUGUUUCAAGACAACAAGUUCUGUUUUACGCUAUUCCGAGACUCGCGUCAGAGAGUUGCAUUCAGAGGAGCACGAGCAUUUCGAGAACUAUUUCGAACACUUUUUGAUAAAUAAACUUUAUUACAAAUGUAGUCGGCUUGGAGCAUUAGGUAACCGAGUAAAUUUUAAACGGACAGGCGUGGGAUAGGUUGCAAACGACUGAAAAUUGAACCGGUCGAAUAUACCGCCGAGCGUUUGUUUUAUCCCUUAUUCGAAUAAAAUUCGGGCUAGGGCAGACAGUAGCGCAGUGCGUAGCGUAUUCGACUACCACGCUGAAAAACCGGGUUCGAAUCCCGGGGAGUCUAUCCCGAUUUUUCAUGCGGGAGAAAGGAGCCGAGGAUCGCGAGAAACUACCGCCGCAGACCGGUUGCCCCGAAAGUGUCGAGGAGAGAGAGAGAGAGAGAGAGAGAGAGAGAGAGAGAGAGAGAGAUUUCUCGGUUUCGCAAAGAGGACAAGGAUAGAGGAGUGUUCCGAGUGAAAGAGGGUGCAAGAGCGUGGUCCAGAAGUCGUCCUUAUCGCGUUUCGGGGAAACGAAAGAGGACUCCGAGGUUGCGUUGGCGACGACAGUGUGACUUAGAGGUCGCUGAGGGAGAGAGAUGCAGUGGCGUCGACAUCGAAGGGUCACCCACGUGAUCGGCUCCUCCAAUCACGUUCUACUAUUAGCGAGGUACCAAGACGCUCCGCCCAGCGAGGAGGACGAGGAAGAGGGAUUGCGAAACGGAUACAUGAAAGGCCAAGAAAAUGACACUAGCUCCCGUAGCUUCGAUCGCCAUGGACAGAGCGGUUACAAGUCGUGGAGGUCAUCUAGCGGCGGCGGCAGCAGUUAUGCGAGCGGUGGGACCAGGUCCCACAAGGACGACUCGUCCGGCUCGCCGUCCCAGCCCAAGAUCAUCUUCAACGAGGAGGAGUACACGAGGAUCACGACGCCUCGACAGGACAUGCUGUUCAAGAAGGGCUACCUAUCGCGCAAGAAACCGUGGACGAGCAACGCCAGCACCAGCGCGACCCCGUCCACCACCGAGAGCCAAUCCGCUUCGCACUCCACCGCAGGUAGAGAUGGCAGCGAAACUACGGAGGAUCAGCAGCUGUUGGACAGGGACUGCAGCGCCGGCGAAUACCCACCGAUGAUGAAAUCUGGAGCGCACUUGGGCUACGGAACAUUUUACGACCACGCCAGUGGCUACUAUUACGAGUACCCUGUGAUGUUGGUAGGCCCUGCGCCAGUGCCUGCGCAGGUUGGACCGAGCAUCCUAGCGGCCGUACCUUGCGAUCCUGUACCUUUGAGGCCAAUCGAAUGGAUCAACCCUGCCUUUGUACCUAAACUAGCCGAGCAACAGUACUGCAUGAUGGACUACCAGACUGGCCAAAGCACGGAAGACUCGACUCUGGUGACGGAGCAGGAGACCACGCUGUUGCCAGUGGAAAACUCCAGCGGGACGUGCAACGAAAGCUGCACAGGGAGCGCCAGCUGUAACGGAAGCGUGGCAGGCGAAGCGGAGGAGCAACCGACGGAAGCUGAAUCUGCGACGGAGAAUCAGAUCGAGGAGCACCAGGCGGAGGAACGAACCGAGGAGCACAUGGAGGAGCACGUGGAGGAGCAGUACGUGGACGAGCAGGCCGUGGAAGAGCAACCGUUGGAGAACGGGCUGAACGGAGGAGCGUACCUGGAGCCGGUGUUGCUGCAACAACCGAUGCACGUCUCGCACGUGAUACCGGUGCCGCAACCGUACAUGUACCCCGGUCACUACAUGUUCGGUCCUCCAUUGGUCAACCUGAACGGUGUUACCAUACAGGGUGGACCCAUGAUCAGAACUACAGACGUGGCGGCUAUGUCGGCGGCCUGUGCCAAGCGAAGAAAGAAAAAAAAGAGAAGAAAGCCGAGGAGACUUGCUGUGGGUAACACGGAGGACGAGGAGGAGGGAGAGUACAGCUCCGAAUGUGAUACCGGUUUACCGUCUUCCCGACUGUCGUGGACAGAGUGUUCGACUUCGACGACGACGACGAUCACCAAUCGGCCACUGAACCCUGAAUGCCAGGAGUUCCAGCUGCGCCCGAUCGAGCUCGAUGCCUCGCUGUCCGCUAUUCCAACUUCCGCCAACUCGUCGACCUUUGAGGAGGGCUCGACCGCGAACCAAUCGAGCACGUUGUCGUCGGACGCGACGUCCGUCGACAAGAACUAUAAAGCAUGCAACGGCGUCGUCUCCGACGACCAGAAGCAGGAGGACGAGCAACUGAUGGAUAGCAAUUUCGGCCAAGUAGCGGGAUCGGAAAAGAGUCAACAAACGUCGGAGGACGGCGAUCUUGAGACGGAAACGAACGGCCCGACGCUUUGUCUAACAGGGAAAGACGAUACCUGUCCGACGAACGAGCUAGCCAGCGUCGAAUCUCCGAGCGGCGAAAUGAAUGAUAAAGCGAGUGCCAACGAGCCAUGUGAACGAUCGACGGAAGAACCGAUGAACGGGGUCGAGGAGACCCUGGUGAACGGAAAACUGAUGAACUCCAGUAACGAGGAGACCCAGGAGGAACCAUUGUCUCCGUGCAACGAUGAGAGAACGCCCAAGACUGCGGAGAACACGGAGAACCACGAAUCCUUAACGAAUGCUAAAUUGCCGAAGAGGAAGUACAACGCGAAGGGCACGAAAUUCGUUAGGGAACCGACGCCUGGGCCCGAUCUGGACGGCUUCGCGGAUCUGGAGAACGUUCUGGUGAACGAGAAAAUUCUAGCAAAAGAUAAAGUCACGAACGAUCUGAGUCUGAACGGUGUUAGUCUGUCGAACGAUUCGUCCCCGAAGACGGAGUCGACGGUGAAUUUUUGCGAGAAGACCGAGAUGUCGAACAAUGUUUGCAAUCACCUCAACAAGGGCGACCCGGUGGAGAUAUCGAACGAGGACUCGGGUUUCGAGAGUCAGACGCGGCUGUCGGACUAUCCCAUUACGGAAGCGGUGACGGAGUGGCUACGUAGAGCGAACUCGCCCGACGUGUUCAUCACGAACGCGUCCGGUAGCGAGAGUGAGGACGAGGUGGACGAAGAGCCGCCAAAAAACUUGCAAGGCAACCCCAUGCCUGCACUAUCUGCUAAUAGCGGCGCGGACAAUGUGGCAUUGUCUGGCUGCGGGGAAUUCGCAAGGAUCAACAACGCCAGGGGCCAGGAGAAGAAGGGGAACGGCGGUUCGAGGAAAAAGAGGGAUGGAAAACGACGGUCAGGUGAACAAAGACGGGUUAGACAUGUCGAGGGCAAGCCGGAGAACGAAGCCGUGUCCUCGUCGGACUCCUGCGGCCAGCAGGAAGUUCCCUCGAGGAGGAAGAACCCUGCCAGACAGCAGGACGUUGGUGAUGUUUGCGAAUUUGCCGAGAAGGAUAGCGUUGCGGGUAUGAGGGUUGCUUUAAGCUCUCGGAUGAUGGACUCGAAGAGAGUCAAUGCAAGGCGAACGAAAAGACAGGGCAGAUCCGUUAAGGAUCCCACCGACAUCGACGCGAAGAUACGAUGCAUAGAGGACGUGGACGACGAGGGUAUCGAUGAGGAUAUCGAAGAAAACGGAAAGACGUUCGAGGAAGAGAAGUUGUUGACGACUUCCAGGGAUGAUCCUUCCGCGAUCAGCAAAAAUGCCAAGGAAACUACCAAAGAGAGCAAUGGAAACGACGUAGAAGAGACCAACAGCAGAACGCCAAAGAACGAAACCGUGUCCUCGUCGGAGGUUUCCUCGAGAAGGGAGAAUCCUGCCUGUCAGGAUGUCGGCGAGGUUUGCGAGUCCACCGAAAAGGACACCAUCGCUUCGAGCUCUCGAACGAUGGACUCGAAGAGAGCCAAUCCAAGGCGAACGAAAAGACAAAGCAGAUCCGCUAAGGAUAUCUCUAACAUCGACGCGAAGACGCGACAUUUGGAGAAUGUAGACGACGAAAACGACGAGGGCAUUGUCGAAGACACGAACGUGAAGACCUACGAGAAAGGGGAGAUCGUUGUGUCGAGAGAGGGGAAGUUGUUGACGACUUCCAGGAACGAUGCUUCCACUGACAAAACGGUCACCAAGGAUAGAGAGAUCGCCAAGGAGAGCACGAGGAGCAGCGAGGAUGAGAACGACAGGACGAAUUCCUUGUGCGGUAUAGAGGAGCCUGAUGUGUUGGAGUGCUGGGAAGCUGAAACGAUCGAACCUGUGAUAACCCCGAAGAGGAUGCUCCAAUGUCGGGGUGUGUUGUGCGAGGGCGAAGCUGUCGAAGAGGACACCAUCGAGACCAAAGAAGCCAGCGUGGAAAAUUGCGUGGAAAAUUACGUGGAGAAUUACGUACAGAAAUACUAUAGAUUGGCGCGCAACAGUGUUACCAGCGUGGAGGAAGAGACGAGCUGCAAGGUAAACGUAGAUCCGUCUGCAUUGAAGCCAGUGCCAAAUAGUUCCGAGCAAACGAAGAAUACGGAGAGGAUCCUCCAGGGGGAGAAGAGCAACAACGUACCCAUCGACGAAGCUUUCGAGGAUACGCUCCUUUGUGCUGAUCCCUGCGUACCGAAACUGAAGAAACAGACGAAAAAUCGAGAUCAUUGCUCAUCGCAUUCAUCCAAAGAUCAUAGUGUGUUAGACAGCCGUUAUCGUUUAAACAACCUGUAUUGUUUCUAGAGACACUGUAUUUGUAUCGUCCACUGCACUUGGUGUUAAGACCGUCCUUAUCUGAACAACGUAUGCCUCCGACGUUGCACUCUUUGCUGGCACAUCGUGUAUCGAUAGCAUACCAAGCGCUCAUUGCUGCAUUCUUAACCCUUUGCGUCGGCAAAUGGCCGGCGAAAGACGCUCGCCUCGUCGAGCGGCUCCGGUCCGCAAAGGGUUAAUCUUGUCGAGGAAUAUCGAAAGUCAACCCCUAUGGAUCGACGUAAGUUGAGAAACCUUACCAAUUUAGAGGCAUAUGCUCAAGGGCAGCUGACAAUGUAGCGGAAGCGUACGUAUUGCUAUUCAUUUUUGUAAAUAGCUUUUAAGAGAUCAUUUGCAAAUCGUGUGUCACGAAAAACCUUCGGUAAAUUAUUAUAUGCCAACGAAGCAUAUACGAGAUAUAUUUUGACGUUAUCGUCAAUCAAACUUGGUGCACAUAUUCUUGUUUUCUUUCUUGUCAAAAGUUUCAAUUGUAAGUCUCAUUAUAAAAAGAUUCUCAUUAUUAAGUAUAUAAUUUUUGAAUGAAUCGAGCUUAUUCAGAUUCGCGAAAUCCGUUCUCUGAAUUAUAAAUAACGAUGAUAAUUGUGAAGUCUGAAAAACUCUAUGGAAGAAAAUAAACAGAAAAUGAUCGAAGCAUACUUGUGUCACGUUAUUGUUUUCGUUGUUCUCGCCGUUGAUAUUUUAUAAGCAUUACACGAAUUAUCCUACAUCAAAGUGACUAAGGGAUAUUUUUUACAAAACUUAUCUAGAACGUAAAUUUUAAAGCAUGAGAAACAGUAGCGUUUUUCCACGUACCACGUUCAAUGACAUUUUCGCUUAGGGAAGCGUUGACUGCUCGUAGGCAGACCUGGGUGCUUUCGAAGUAACGUUAUUCGAAAUACUAUUUCAAAUAACGUGUCACCUUGUUUCACGGUUAUUUCAUUCUCGAAAUACAAGUAUGUUCUCUUAUUUCGCGAUAUGAAAUAACGAAAUACUCUUUUGGGAAUAACCGAUGUGUUCCAAAAGUAUAACGCUGCGAAAUUUAUGUAAUGGAAUUACAAACAACAACGUGAUAAUUCGAAAAGAGAAAAGACAUUGGUAUAGUAAAUAUACUUCUUCGUCGACGUAGAUGUCUGUAGUUUUAAACACGCUACAAAAAUCAGUGUUUUCCAGUUUUUAUCGUAGAGAUAUGUAGAUAAUUUAAACGUCUCCUUCUAUUGACACAUUUAGUAGAAGUAUGUUUUCCUUGUAUCGUUCAAAGUUUAUUUGAAAUAUCCGUUAUUUCAAAUAAUGAAAUAAUCUCGUAACGAAGUUUAACUUUGUUCGCAAACAGGACAUGUAUGCGUGGAAGCAUAUACAAUAUUUUUUGAUGGUAUUGUUAUAAGUUCAUUAUUUGAAGUACCUAUUAUUUCAAAUAAAUCGAUGUCUCGUAUAUUUCUGAACCGUGUUAACGGUUAGUAACCGACUGAAACGUUAUCUCAAAUAGCUAUUUCUACCAUUUCGAACAAAGUUUGCCCAGGUCUGCUCGUAGACAAGUUUUAAGCAUAAGAAUUGUAAUCUGUAACGUGCACUCUUCAUUUGAAAUUUUCGGAACGAAACGAGCGAAACACGCAGAAAUUCACAAACGAUUCAACAAUUGAACUUUGAACCGAAUAAUAAUGUGCGACAUUAGUACACAGGGCACAACUAUACAUUGGUCUAGGUGCAGAAUAGUCGUUGAAGAUACAAAACGAAUUGGUGAUGUACAGAGAUGGGCAGAAUACUUAGGCAGAUAAAAGUUCGAUUAACGAAUAAAAGACAAACAAAGUUUCAUCGUUCAUUUAACGGACAAUAAUUACAAUCGGAAUCUAAACGGCUGUCUAAUCGAAGGAAUGUUACACGUAGAUUUCUACAGACUGUUGGUAUCCAUCAUCUGUUACUCGAAUGAAAUUUUGCCUGUCUCUGGUAACGCAGCAAACUAUUUAACUGUACUGUAGACUGUUAUGAACUAACGUAAGAUAUAUAUAUAUAUAUAUAUAUAUAUAUAUAUAUAAGCGAAAAUAUAUAUAUAUAUAUAGGCGAAUCUUACAAAACGAUUGAAUUACAUUACUGAUAUCUCUUUUUUUUUCUUUUUUUUUGUUUCUUUGUUGAGCGUGUAAAAGACGAGCAUGUUGUUUUGUAAUAGACGUUGUGUCUGAUGUAGGUGGAGCAUAUUUCACGCUAUACACGUAAAAAUGUACACUUAACGGAAGUUGCACUUGUUACAACAUAGUUCACGCUUUAGUUGAGUUGCGUCAAGUAGAUCGAAUACCUCAGGUUGCAUAUUAUAUAAGUUGAUCGAUAGACGUGGUUCGUGAAAAUCAUAUAUACAUACACCCCAUAUCAUAAGGUGCGAAACAUACCUCAAAGAUACCUGUAUAUACUAAACUACUGAUCAUCCAAGCAUUAGUGACAUCAAUUAAUAAUAAUAAUAAUAAUAUUAAUAAUAAUGAUAAUGUUAAUUAUAAUGAUAAUGAUAAAACUAUUAUCACGACAGCGAUAUAGGCACAAUCGUUCCUGCGAAGCUUCAGAUUCCCUAGGCAUCGUACGCGUAACAUAAUAUUCAGGACGAUCCAUAUACUUAUAGAGAUUCAUUGACAUCCAACUACGUUAAUUCCUUCGUGACCACGGUAUCGUUUUCUACGUAUACACAGUUCCAGGCAAUUUCUAUCGUCGUUACGUUGUAUCAGUUGUCUGCUUUCCUUUUAAGAAUUAUCCUUUAAGGUUGGUACACUUAUAAUCGUGUCCAUCGCAAUUUUUCAGAAAUAAAGAAAACGACGAACUCCUCGUUCAUUUGUCAUCGAAUAGAAGUUAGAGUUUGAAUUAUAGAUGGAAAUAUUUUAUAUAUAUGAAGAAAUAAAAGAUGUUAAUCGUUUGAUCGAAAACUAAAAAAAUAAAUCGCGCAGAUAUGAUCGCUGAAAUAACUGAUUCUCGAAUGAAAAAUCUGUUUCAAACAGUUUCAAACGAUAUUUUUUAACGAAUUUUUGUGCUUCGAUUCUGUUCUAUUUCGCGACAAAAUAGACUGAUGUGCGUUAAACGAAAAGAAUGAUGUUCACUGUAUUUAGGUGGAGGCACGAAGGGGUUAAAGAUAAAUAUAUCGCUAUAUUACAUGCGCGUUGCAUCAAUUGUGUGCCUUAUUCUGCGGCUGCCAUUUUUGUAACCAUUUCAGAGCAUACUCCUCGAUAAGACAAUAAGGGCUGUCGAGUGAUUUGUGAACAGUUGAAAAUUUGUUAAAUUAAGAAAGCGAUGGCGAUAAAAGGCGGAGCUUGUUGCGCUCCGUGGAAAUGACGAUUUUAUCUGAGCAUGCAUACCGAAACGAGUACAUUGAUUUUUUCAUACGUCAACUAACAUGUUCAUUGCGUAUUUACAACAAACAUGCAUACAUUCAUAAGCAUAUAGGCAUUAACAUUGCAUCUUGCACGAGUCAUGUUAUCGUAUAAUUACAUUUUAGUUGAAGUAAAAGUAAACGUGUAAGGAAUAAGUGUACUUGAAUUUUCUUGUGUUUUUGCUUAAGAAAUAUGAAUAAAAUGUUUCAAUUAAUUUGUA